AUGCAUUUCAAGACUCUUACUUCAUCCGUUGCCCUCCUUUUGUUCUCUUCUGCCAUCAAUUGCAGCCCUCUGCUCGAGGAGAGGACCGACGGUACCGGAUGCAACGCAGAUAAUUGUCUUCGAGCCCUUCGCAGGUUUAGUGUGGAAGCCAUCCCCUUCUGCAGUGCUUAUAUCUCGGUGCCCGUCAUUACUACUGUUGUAGCUACUACUACUCCUGUUAUAACUGUCACCAGCUAUGCUACAAUAACCUCUCCGGUGGUGAACAGGCGUGCUGCAGCUACCCUUGCUGCUCGCGAGGAAGUCGAAGUAGCGGCGGAGAGUGUGAUAUUCGCACUGGAGGAAGGAGCAGGUGUUAUUGAGCGCCGCGAAAUCGCAAUUCCAUCCUUCGUGUCUGAGUACCCUGCGUCUCGUAUUUCGAGCGCUUGCUCUUGUAUGCCGAUUGUGACCGCCACUACAUCUGUCACCUCCACCGCACCCACUGCAACUGCCACUAGCACAGCUACCGUGACUGUAGACCCCCGCAGCAAAUGCGAGGUCGCCUAUGCAACCUCUGGAAACGGUUCAGGAAACCAUAUCGAGAACGUAAAGGCUAGCGGUCAUUUGGAUUGCUGUCAAAAGUGCCAGAAUAAGUUAAAUUGUGUGGCUAGUGCGUAUCUGGGUAUAGUUGGGAUUUGCCAGCACUUGGUCAACGUGAAGACGGUACCAUAUGAAUCAGUUUCUGAUAUGUGUCCGUUGGGCUUGGAGAAUUAUAGUUUUGGGAAGCCAAGCUCGAAGGGAAUUGUGUACCCUGGUCCAUGUGGAUUCUAG
This is a messenger RNA of Morchella importuna, 807 nucleotides long. RefSeq lists its product as uncharacterized. The record is from RefSeq and is a predicted model, not a curated record. The coding region runs from base 1 to 807 and encodes 268 amino acids. The transcript has 3 exons. NCBI's taxonomy places the organism in Eukaryota, Fungi, Ascomycota, Pezizomycetes, Pezizales, Morchellaceae.